Messenger RNA from Eucalyptus grandis, 2628 nucleotides. RefSeq names its product cysteine-rich receptor-like protein kinase 19. The transcript is spliced from 7 exons. Gene Ontology annotation, biological process: protein phosphorylation. The record is from RefSeq and is a predicted model, not a curated record. Gene Ontology annotation, molecular function: ATP binding; protein kinase activity. Lineage: Eukaryota; Viridiplantae; Streptophyta; Magnoliopsida; Myrtales; Myrtaceae.
UGUUCUCAUGCAUACAGUCUCAAUUUCUUCUUUCUUGGCCGGUAAAGUCCUGCGUAAUUUACUAGAGUCUAUGGGGAAUGUGGCCCCACGGAGUCGGUCAGAUCUUCGAUGAAGUUUCCGAAUUGUGCCCGUGCGUAGAAAACUAAGCAUCCGGGUUUGUGAUCUGGAGUGGCCAUCUGAUGUCAGAGAGAGAGGGGGAGAGAGAAUAGAAAGUUUGUUUAUCAAGAUACCUUGUACUACAUGGUGCUGAAAUGAAAGGGAAAGAACUUCCAUCCAAGUCCCAGAAAAACAAUAUGACCAAGCCUUUUGCAAUUCUCAUUUUCAUGCUUAGUUUUCUCACCCUGAAAGCGGAAUCAACCGUUACUAUCAGCAGGCAUUACUGUUUGAAUUCGAGCACUUUUAGUCCGAAAAGCACCUAUGAGACCAACCUCAAACUUCUCCUCGAGUCCCUUUCCUCUCGUGCCAACUCAGGCGAUGGAUUCUUCAACAUGAGCAAAGGGAAGCCAGGUGAUGCCGAUGCCGUGUACGGCAGCUUCUUAUGCAGGGGAGAUGUCACCAAGGAUGUGUGCGUGGAAUGUGUGACAGAUGCUAGCGUCAGGAUCCAAGAGAUUUGUCCUAUGGCCAAAGUGUCCAUCCUCUGGUUCGAUGAGUGCAUGUUGCGGUAUUCGGACCGUGACUUCUUUUCAGCCACAGACAAAGUGCCUCUUCUGUAUGAGUAUAAUGCAGAGAACAUGAAACAGCCCGCUGAGUUCAUGAAUCUAUUGAGCAAAACAAUGAACCAGUUGAUAACCCCAGCCGCUGAACGACUAGACAAGAAGUAUGCUUACAAAGAGGCCUACCUCAAAUUAUGGGACAGAACUCUCUACACGUUUGUCCAGUGCAGGCAUGAUAUCUCGGUGGCCAACUGUAAGGAUUGCCUGCAGAAUGCGACUUUUAAUCUCCUGACGAUCCAAACCGGGAAAAUUGGGGGCAGAGUCUUGCUUCCAAGUUGCUUUGUCAGAUUCGAGGUGUACCCGUUCUAUGCAAAGCUCUCUGAAGUAGAAAAGAAAAGGCAUUCUUCAUCAAGAUUAGUUGCUGGGAUAACUUCUGCAACUUCAGCGGUCAUGCUGCUUUGUGCCGUGCUCUGCUUUAUCCGCAAAAGAAAACAGAACAAGAGGAACCGUGACAAAGAUCCUAUUGGGAGUGAAAUUUCGGAACUACAUUCCCUGCAAUUUGAUGUGUGUGCAAUUGAAGUCGCCACAGCUUACUUCUCAAAUCACAACAAAUUAGGGGAAGGCGGGUUCGGUCCAGUUUACAUGGGAACACUUCCUUGUGGGAGAAAAAUCGCUGCAAAAAGGUUGUCUCAAAGCUCCAAACAAGGCGUGCAGGAAUUCAAAAACGAAGUCGAAUUGGUAGCCAAGCUCCAGCACAAAAAUCUAGUAAGGCUAUUAGGAUUUGCCAUGGAAAGAGAAGAAACGAUACUGGUCUACGAGUACGUUCCUAAUGGAAGCCUCGACCAGUUGCUUUUCGAUCCUCGGCAAAGCGUACAGUUGGAUUGGUCUGCCCGCCACAAGAUCAUGGUUGGGGUGGCGCGUGGUCUUCUUUACCUUCACGAAGAUUCUCGGCUCCGAAUUAUCCAUCGUGACCUCAAAGCUAGUAACAUCCUGCUUGAUGAUGAUAUGAACCCGAAAAUCUCAGAUUUUGGUAUGGCUAGGAUUUUUGGUGCUAAGUAGACUCAAGGAAGUACAAACAGAAUCGUCGGGACUUAUGGCUAUAUGUCUCCUGAAUACGCAAUGUAUGGACAAUUUUCAGUAAAAUCUGAUGUGUUCAGCUUCGGUGUGCUCAUGCUCGAGAUAAUAACUGGCAAAAAGAGUCACUACUCUUACAUAUCAGAUCAAGAUGCGAGCCUCGUAGACUAUGUUUGGGAACACUGGAGAAUCGGAGCACCUUUGGAAAUUGUGGAUCCAGCGCUGAGUGAAUCUAUCUUUGCAAAUGAAGUGAUCAAAUGUAUUCACAUUGGCUUGCUCUGUGUUCAGAACAACAGAGAAGCCCGACCUACUAUGGAUACAGUUGUUCUUAUGCUUAAUAGUGCAAAUUCCGUUAGCCUCCCUGUGCCUGAGCAACCUACAUUCUUCAUCCCAAGAGUGGAGCACAAACAACAAUCGCAAGAUCAAAACUCGAACCAAUCAAGUGAGAGACUCAAUAGCAGCAAGAUGAUGCUGCAAUGUUCAGUGAUCAGCGACUGUCUUACUGAUGUCGCUCCUCGAUAGAGAAGGAGAAAAGAUCAUGGUCACCUCGAAAUUCACUGAUCAUUGUAACAAUUCAUGAGCCAAGAGGUCAAAACCGAGUAUCUUACAAAGAAUACGAACUCUGUUUUGCAAGAAAUAGCAUCUUCAAGCUCCAAAGUACGAAGUGUCUGAGAGUCCAUUCUCAAUGAGAGCAACCGGAAGAAUUUAGAAAGUAACAAUCAGAAGCGGAGGGACUCAUUCCUGUCUUUAACUAUGAAUGUUAGAGAAGCAUAUUUCAAUCAACUCUUUAGUUUGGUGUGGUUUAUCUUCCUGUAUUCUUCGAGACAGUAGAAAAAAAAUGCUCUUGUAAGAGCAUAAUUACGUUAUUUUGUACCUGAAAUAAGGAUUUUUUUCCAUAUUA